Brachypodium distachyon (stiff brome) is the source of this 884-nucleotide messenger RNA. RefSeq names its product histone deacetylase 6. The transcript is spliced from 4 exons. Lineage: Eukaryota; Viridiplantae; Streptophyta; Magnoliopsida; Poales; Poaceae. Bases 87 to 653 code for a protein of 188 amino acids. Gene Ontology annotation, molecular function: zinc ion binding. The record is from RefSeq and is a predicted model, not a curated record.
GAUUUCCUCUAAAAAAAAAAGAAUCGUCGUGGAUUUCGUCUGAAGAGAGGAUUCGUCGUCUCCUGCUCUGCUCCGCCUCGCCGAAGAUGUCCUCCGCCGCCGGAGCCGGAGAGCCCUCGUCUUCUUCCCGCCCUGGGAAGGAGAGAGAGGACGGCGGAGAGGAGAGCAACCGCAAGGAGGAGGAUCAGGGGACUGCGGUGGCGGAGGGAGACGUGGAUCUGGAACUCUAUGGCGCCGCGUCGGGGUGGGUGGAGGCGCGGACCAGCUGCCCCCACCUCUCCGCCAUGCCCGCCGCCGGCGCCGACGAACUCGCUCGCGUGCCCUCGCCUGACUCACAGUGCUCUAGGUGUCAUCACCCUUCUGAAAACUGGUUAUGUUUGAUCUGCAAAGAUGUGUUGUGCAGUCGUUUUAUCAACAAACAUAUGCUGUGCCAUUAUCAAGAAAUGGGCCAUUGUAUUGCCCUGAGCUUCAGUGAUCUGUCAGUCUGGUGUUUUGCCUGCGACUCCUACCUAGAUGCGCAGUCCAUUUUAGAACUGCGUCCAGUUUAUGAAGUUGCACAUCUGUUGAAAUUUGGAGAAAGACCCCCUUUUCGAACACUUGAAGUACUGGAUUUGAGCAGUGGACAAACUGGAAGUUCAUCUUUAGGAUCCUAAUGCGUUAUAUUUUGUUAGCUAGUUUUCUUGUCAUGAUGACAGUAAUCUGUGUAAGGUGCCACUUAUUAACUUCAGCACAAGAUAAGUUGGUCCUGUUCUUUUCCUCACUACUCUUAGUUAGUACUACCUGACUACUUGUUCGGCGUGGAACAAAACGAGAAUUGUAAAAGUCUGUUCACCUUUCAGGAUAAUAAAAGCAUUAUAAAUGCCUUGAUAUUGACAUCCAGAAAA